GUUUCGCUCUUCCUCGAUCUUUUAACAUCGGCCAUUUUUGCCGAAAGUCUUGUGUUCUGUUUGGGUCACGAAUCUUUUCGUGCCCCUUAGAUCACUAAUUUAAAGUUCAAUCAAGAUGGUGCAGAAGAAGCCUAAGAAGAAGGUAGGAAAGAAAGUUGCGGCAGCCCCAUUGGUUGUCAAGAAAGUUGAACCCAAGAAGAUUGUGAACCCUCUUUUCGAGAAGAGGACAAAGAACUUUGCUAUCGGUCAGGAUAUCCAGCCGACACGUGACCUGUCCCGUUUCGUGAGAUGGCCCAAGUACAUCCGCAUCCAGCGCCAGAAGGCGGUGCUGCAGCGCCGUCUCCCAAAGGUCUGUUCAAGCUGUUGGAAAAAUACAGGCCGGAGACUGAGGCAGUCAGGAAAGAGAGACUGAGGAAAGCUGCGGAAGCUAAGAUUGCCAAGAAAGAUGAGCCGCCAGCGAAGAGGCCCAACACAGUGCGUGCCGGCACAAACACUGUCACCAAGCUCGUGGAGAAGAAGAAGGCUCAGCUUGUUGUGAUUGCACAUGAUGUUGACCCUAUUGAGCUUGUGUUGUUCCUGCCAGCCCUCUGCCGUAAGAUGGGUGUGCCGUACUGCAUUGUGAAGGGCAAGUCCAGGCUCGGAGCACUUGUGCACCGCAAGACUUGCACCAGUUUAGCUUUGACACAUGUGGAGUCUGGAGACCGGGCUUCCUUCUCGAAGCUGGUGGAAGCUAUCAAGACGAACUUCAAUGAGCGGUAUGAGGAGCUUCGCCGGCACUGGGGCGGUGGUGUGCUGGGCAACAAGUCCAAUGCACGUAUCGCUAAGCUGGAGAAGGCCAGAGCACGCGAACUCGCACAGAAGCAGGGCUAAAUAAUAAACUUUAAUUACGGUUA
Papilio polytes (common Mormon) is the source of this 893-nucleotide messenger RNA. RefSeq names its product 60S ribosomal protein L7a (gene RpL7A). The record is from RefSeq and is a predicted model, not a curated record. Gene Ontology annotation, cellular component: ribonucleoprotein complex. NCBI's taxonomy places the organism in Eukaryota, Metazoa, Arthropoda, Insecta, Lepidoptera, Papilionidae. Gene Ontology annotation, biological process: ribosome biogenesis.